AUAUAUUCUCUUCAUCCGAAUCUCUCUCUCUCUCUCUCAUCUCUAUCUGUACAUUUCUCUCUCUCUCUCGCUUCGAAGUUCAAACUAUGGCUGAGAGAGGGGGAGGAGGAGACCGCGGGGGUUUCGGCCGAGGCUUCGGCGACCGCGGCGGCAGGGGCGGCCGAGGCGGAGACCGCGGAGGACGAGGCGGCCGCCGCCGCGCCCCCCGCCGCGACGAGGAAGAGAAAUGGGUCCCCGUCACAAAGCUCGGCCGCCUCGUCAAGGACGGGAAGAUCCGCUCCUUGGAACAAAUCUACCUCCACUCCCUCCCCAUCAAAGAGCACCAGAUCAUCGACACCCUCGUGGGUCCCACCUUAAAAGACGAGGUCAUGAAGAUCAUGCCGGUCCAGAAACAGACCCGGGCCGGCCAGAGAACCCGGUUCAAGGCCUUCGUGGUGGUGGGCGACGGAAACGGCCACGUGGGUUUAGGGGUCAAGUGCUCUAAGGAGGUGGCGACGGCGAUACGUGGCGCGAUUAUACUGGCGAAGCUGUCGGUGGUGCCGGUGAGGAGAGGCUACUGGGGGAACAAGAUUGGGAAGCCUCAUACGGUGCCGUGUAAGGUGACGGGGAAGUGCGGGUCGGUGACGGUGAGGAUGGUGCCGGCGCCGCGGGGCGCCGGGAUAGUGGCGGCUAGGGUGCCCAAGAAGGUGCUGCAGUUUGCUGGGAUUGAGGACGUUUUUACUUCCUCUCGUGGGUCCACCAAGACUCUUGGAAAUUUCGUCAAGGUUUGGUUUUUUUGCUAGGAGUACAUCUGUGGUGGUUUAGCUAUCCUUUUUCUUUUAACAAGCAUGCUUUGGUUGAGUUUUUUGGUUUUAUUAUUUUAGCCUGCACCAUUUGAGAAGUUAUAAAAUUGUUCACAUUAGUACCAUAUUUUGAUCUAUUUUUACACGUAAGGACAAUAUGCACCAACAAUUGGGGAUGGAGGAGGUAAUAGAUUUACUUCGGUAGAAGAGUUGUUCUAUGUACUAGUAUUUAGCUUUCUGGACUCCUUUUCUCCUUGCCAUGCAACCAUAUUGUGGUUUAGGAGUUUCAUAUUUCAAACCCUCCAAUCAAUCGCUUCCGUGAGGCGUUGCGUCCGUCGGCUGCUGCCGUUGGACGUGUCAACGAAAGCGUAAAUGAAAGAUCAAGGCUGAGGAGGAUUAUAUUAACUUAUAGUCCCGCAUCACAAUUACGACUUGUUUCAGUGUCGUAGGUUGUUUCACAAUCGGCUUGAUAAAUCACCCUCUCAAUUGUUUUCCUAUCCAUUCAAAGCAAAGUAUAUACACGUACAUAGGUUUAGAUUAUUGAUGAUUAGAUUGAUUGUUGCUUCUUACUUGUGAACUCUCUCUGUUUUUUUUUGACAAAACAAGAAAUGGGGGAUGUUCAUGUUUCUGAAGCAUAGAUGUAUCGUUUGCCAGCAUUAAACAGCUCGGUGCAUCGCACAAAUAUGUUUUGUUGCACUGUGCUACCUGUCUUCUGGUAAAUUUCUUUUUGGCUUUAGCAAAAAAAAAUAAAAAAUUACUAUCCUUAUAAAUUACAAAUUACGGGAAGUGUGAAUCAUAGUUGUCAGGAUCGUACGAUGAACUCACUCUGCACCAAUCAAUCGCUCCCAUGAGGCGUUGCGUCUGUCGGCCGCUGCUGUUGGACGUGUCAAUGAAAGCGUAAAUGAAAGAUCAAGGCUGAGGAGGAUUAUAUUAACUUAUAGUCCUGCAUCACAAUUACUACUUGAUUCAGUGUCGUAGGUUGUUUCACAAUCGGCUUGAUAAAUCACCCUCUCAAUUGUUUUCCGAUCUAUUCAAAGCAAAAUAUAUACAAAUACAUAGGUUUAGAUUAGUGAUGAUUGAAUUGGUUGUUGCUUCUUACUUGUGAACUCUCUCAGUUUUUUUGACAAAACAAAUAGUGGGGGAUGUUCAUGUUUCUGAAGCAUAGAUGUAUUGUUCGCCAGCAUUAAACAGCUCGGUGCGUUGCACGAAUGUGUUUUGUUGCAUCGUGCUACCUGUCUUCUGGUACAUUUCUUUUUGGCUUUUGCAAAACAAAAAAAAAAGUACUAUCCUUGUAAAUUACGGGAAGUGUGACUAACAAUGUCAUGUUUUCUUCUGCAUAUGCUUGUUAUGAGGUUUGCAGCGUUUCUGAAGUAGUUUAGGCCACCUAGUUUCUAUGUCAAUUUCACAGUUCUAGAAAAGUACAUCAAUUGGUAUGCUGCAAGCUUACCUCCCAUAGCUUAUUUUUUGACCGACUGUAAGGAGCCAACGUACUUUUUUCAUUUAAUUAAUCUAGCUCUGUCUAUUUUCAUUUUUAGAUAGCUAUGGUAUCUAAAUAGGUUAUGUAUCUUGUCAGGUAAGUUUUUAGUAGCUCCCUUUGAUAAGCUCUAUGUGCUGAAUUCCUCUAAUUGCACUUGUAUGGUAAAAAACCGUAGUUCAAAAGCAUAUUGGUUCAAAGGAAACUAUGCUGACAACUUCUUCUCUUAAUUCCCUUGUUUCUUAGUGUUCUUUUGUUGUGGUAUUUAUGCUGGUAUAUCGCUGUGUUAUUUGCAGGCUACUUUUGAUUGUCUGAUGAAGACGUAUGGCUUCCUUACCCCCGACUUGUGGACGGAGACACGGUUUACAAAAUCUCCAUACCAA
Molecule: messenger RNA, 2639 nt
Organism: Rhododendron vialii
Lineage: Eukaryota; Viridiplantae; Streptophyta; Magnoliopsida; Ericales; Ericaceae
Product: small ribosomal subunit protein uS5x-like
Exons: 2
Coding region: 87-782 (231 amino acids)
Biological process (GO): translation
Cellular component (GO): cytosolic small ribosomal subunit; ribosome
Molecular function (GO): structural constituent of ribosome; RNA binding
Source: RefSeq, a predicted model, not a curated record